This is a messenger RNA of Rosa chinensis, 1869 nucleotides long. RefSeq names its product probable serine/threonine-protein kinase PBL11. Gene Ontology annotation, biological process: protein phosphorylation. Bases 160 to 1563 code for a protein of 467 amino acids. NCBI's taxonomy places the organism in Eukaryota, Viridiplantae, Streptophyta, Magnoliopsida, Rosales, Rosaceae. The record is from RefSeq and is a predicted model, not a curated record. The transcript is spliced from 9 exons. Gene Ontology annotation, molecular function: protein kinase activity; ATP binding.
AUGAAGCUUCUUAGUUUGGUCAAACUUUCAUUACUCUCUCUCUCUCUCUCUCUCUCUCUCUCAAUCUCUGGUUUAUUGUUGUACUUGAUGAACUGAAUCAGCUUUUGUGAUCAGAGGCGGUCAACUCGGGACUGAUAGUAUGACUCAUAUCCAUACUGUAUGAGUGGUGGGAUUCGUACAAGCGUGAAGGGGUACCUUAUUGCCAAACGCCUGGCUUUCAAUGGGGAAAUUGAUACAGUGCAUGAGGUGAAUGAGACCAUCAAUAGCGAUUUGACUGGGCCGCAAGCUUCUGAUGAUUUCGUAGAUAAGAGACCACAAGAUCAUCCAGGGACGCCCAGUGCUUCAACUUCAUAUGGGCUCAGUAUAGGUGAUGAUAGCAUUCUUCGCUUGCCAAUGUUGAGCUAUGCAGCAAAGAGCAUGGAUUCAAAUUGGAAUAGAAUCUGUAGAGCUAUUAGUCUGCCCCAUGAUGCAAAGGUGUCAUCUGCAGCAGUGUCUUCUUGUCCUCGGACAGAAGGGGAGAUUUUGCUGAGGAGAUUCUUCUUGAAUGAACUUAAAAUGGCGACCUGGAACUUCCAUCCUGAUAAUAUGGUGGGCGAAGGUGGUUUUGGUUCUGUUUUCAAGGGGUGGGUUGAUGACUCAUCAGCAGCUGCCAACCCUGGUAAGGGCAUGUUGAUUGCUGUGAAGAGGAUUAACAAAGAAGGUUUCUUGGGUCACGAGCAAUGGUUGGCUGAAAUUUACUACCUAGGAAGGCUGCGUCAUCCAAAUCUUGUGAAAUUGUUGGGUUAUUGCUUUGAAGAUGGUCAUCGGCUUCUGGUGUUUGAAUUUAUGUCUCGUGGCGGCUUGGAUAAUCAUAUAUUUGGAAGGGAUUCUUGUCUUCAACCACUUUCAUGGAACCUGCGUAUGAAGAUUUCCCUUGAGGCUGCUAAUGUUCUAGCAUUUCUUCACAAUGGUGAGGAAACAGUAGUCCAUCGGGACAUUACAAGUUCUAAUAUCCUGUUGGAUUCAACUUACAAUGCCAAACUCGCUGACUUUGGUUUAGCAAAGGAUGGACCCACAGGUGAUAAAAGCCAUGUUUCAACAGCAGUGAUGGGGACACAUGGGUAUGCUGCUCCUGAGUAUAUUGCUACAGGUCAUUUAACUGCCAAAUGUGAUGUAUAUGGGUUUGGAGUUGUGAUGCUCGAAAUGCUGUCUGGAAGACGUAGUCUGGACCAAAGCCUGCCGACUGUGCAACAGAAUUUAGUCGACUGGGCCAAACCUUACCUCGCCAGCAAACGCAGAGUUCUCAAAGUUUUUGAUCCUUGUUUAAAAGGCCAGUACUCUGUGGCUGGAGCUCUUAAAGCAGCUAAUCUUGCAAAACAAUGCUUAUCAGAAGAACCUGAGUUUAGGCCAAACAUGACUGAGGUAGUAAAAGCAUUGGAGCAGCUUCAGGGACCUGAAGACAUGAAGGGUUUGAAGAUUCCUCAAAAUGAGCCUUGCCAGAGUCCUCGUGCCAAUUCAAGCAAUCGCAGGAGAAGCACAAGUUGGAUCAGCUUCAUGCCAUCUGCUUCCCGCAGCUAUACAUAAGAUAGUAAUGCAGGAAGCCUUCCCAGAGUACUCCUUGUGCCUUCCUCUCUCUUUGUUGGCCACUUGGUUGCUCAAUAGUAGAAGCUUCUUGAGCUUAUGUGUUGGUGCUACUGUGUAUUGUAUAUGAGAACUUGAGAAGUAAGUAAUUUUUCUUCUUCUCUAUUUAAAUCAAGGAGAGAGUUAAUAGGUGUGUAAGGGUUUUGGGUAGAGAGAGUUGUUCAUAACUCUAGUUAUAUGUUUCUCUAAAUUGAUCAUAGUGGAAUAUCUUGCCGGUUCUGAAAGUGGACAUAGUUUAAUCCUAUCGAU